Messenger RNA from Coregonus clupeaformis (lake whitefish), 1124 nucleotides. Its product is annotated as ras-related protein Rab-27B. Gene Ontology annotation, biological process: positive regulation of exocytosis; melanosome transport. Gene Ontology annotation, molecular function: GTP binding; GTPase activity. Gene Ontology annotation, cellular component: melanosome; secretory granule. The transcript is spliced from 6 exons. Bases 137 to 793 code for a protein of 218 amino acids. The record is from RefSeq and is a predicted model, not a curated record. Lineage: Eukaryota; Metazoa; Chordata; Actinopteri; Salmoniformes; Salmonidae.
CAUGUGAGAGGGGGAAAGGUUCAAACAAUAGCAUGUCUCCCCCCACUAUUUGUUUACCAAGGACUGGUUGAGCUCCCUGAAUGGAAGUUGGCAGUACCUCUCGCUAAAUCGGACAGGUUUGGGACAAGGCUGCACAAUGAUGACUGAUUGGGAUUAUGACUACCUGAUCAAGCUCCUGUCAUUAGGGGACUCUGGAGUGGGGAAGACCACCUUCCUCUACAGGUACACCGACAACAUGUUCAACCGCAAGUUCACCACCACAGUGGGAAUAGACUUCAGGGAAAAGAGAGUGACGUAUUUGGGGACUGGUUCUGAUGGAAUGACAGAGAAGACUUUUAAAGUGCACCUACAGCUCUGGGACACAGCAGGGCAAGAGAGGUUCAGAAGUCUCACUACAGCCUUCUUCAGAGACGCAAUGGGCUUCCUUCUUAUGUUUGAUCUGACCAAUCAGCAGAGUUUUCUGAAUGUCAGGAACUGGAUGAGUCAGCUACAGGCAAAUGCCUACUGUGAUAGUCCAGACAUAGUCUUAGUUGGCACCAAAGCAGACCUCAAAGACCUGAGAGAUGUACAAGGAAAACAAGCCAGAGAGCUGGCGGACAGAUAUGGUGUCCCCUAUUUUGAGACGAGUAGUGCCACAGGGGUGGAAGUAGACCAGGCAGUGACCACUCUGCUGGACCUGGUGAUGAGGCGCAUGGAGCAGAGCACAGAGGGGCCUGUGUCAGAGGCUGCCAAUGGGAGCGCUGCCAUUAAUGACGUGGCUGAAACCUCCACCAGCAGGAAGUGUGCCUGUUAGGAUGUCAGCCACAUUCCAUGGACAUGUGGUUGGCUGCAUUCAGAAUGAAGGACCAUCCAUGUGUAACUAUUGCAUCAGGGGAGUUUUAUUACAUUGACAAGUUCAAUUAUCCCAUACAGUAUUUUAAGGAUGGGUAUUAUCCUCUUAUGCAAUAAUGUGUUUAUUUUUGGAUUGAUAACUGCUGCACUGACAAGCUUUUUAUUCCCAACCUGGUCAGUAUUAUCUUCCGAGUCUGUACAUGUACUGUACAGUAUGUUAAUGACCAGAAACAAGCAAUAUAACACACAAUCCAGUUUUAUAAUAUUGUAAAAUGAUUAAAAAGUAAAUGAAA